Sardina pilchardus (European sardine) is the source of this 775-nucleotide messenger RNA. RefSeq lists its product as uncharacterized. NCBI's taxonomy places the organism in Eukaryota, Metazoa, Chordata, Actinopteri, Clupeiformes, Clupeidae. Gene Ontology annotation, cellular component: cell surface. The record is from RefSeq and is a predicted model, not a curated record. Bases 95 to 745 code for a protein of 216 amino acids. Gene Ontology annotation, molecular function: signaling receptor activity. The transcript is spliced from 5 exons.
GGAGGACACUGGAAGAGAUGAGUACAGGAAAUAUUUCUGCAAAGGACAAUCACCUUCAGACUGUAUUAAUACCGGUGUCAAAGUUCAAUCCGGCAUGACGCUAGAAGACAGAUUCUCUCUGAGAGACGAGCCAACAUCUGGAGCCUUCAUCGUGACCAUCACUGACUUGAGAGCAGAGGAUGCUGGGAUAUAUUGGUGUGUGGAAUGGUGUAACAAAGCAGGAUACAUCAACACCACUGCAGUGAAGAUGGAGGUAGAGCCAGAUGGUUGGGAGACAACAACGCUGCCAUCAGUAUCGACAACUUCCGCUGACAAUAAAUCUCACUUUUCUGGUCCUCCUGUGAUGUUGACCGUAUGUCUGACCAUAGCAGCGCUGGUGCUUGGGAUUGCUGUCCUCAUAUGCAUCAAAUACAGAAGAAUGCGGACACAAGGCUUGGCCUCCACAUCAGUCAACAGCAGCUCCAGAGGGGAUCGGCCAGUGGAUUGUGUUUAUGAAGAGGUGAAGGAUACUAGCCACUCCAAGAACCCAGAGGAUACUGUGCUUGCAAAUACUCAAUUACCCACAAACCCCUCUGAUGGCCCCACCUACUCCACUGUCCAAUUACCCACAAACCCCUCUGAUGGCCCCACCUACUCCACUGUGAGCUUCCACAAGAACCAGGAGGCAGCAGCAGAGGCAGACGUCACCUUCAGUAUGGAGCAGGACACCUGUGAAUACUCUUCUGUUAAACAUCCCACCAAGUAACCUGGUGUAGGCCUACUGCUUGAUCCAUCA